Messenger RNA from Otolemur garnettii (small-eared galago), 882 nucleotides. RefSeq names its product vomeronasal type-1 receptor 4-like. The record is from RefSeq and is a predicted model, not a curated record. Gene Ontology annotation, cellular component: membrane. The transcript has a single exon. NCBI's taxonomy places the organism in Eukaryota, Metazoa, Chordata, Mammalia, Primates, Galagidae. Gene Ontology annotation, biological process: G protein-coupled receptor signaling pathway. The coding region runs from base 1 to 882 and encodes 293 amino acids. Gene Ontology annotation, molecular function: pheromone receptor activity.
AUGACAAUGACUCCUGGUGAUUUGAUCCUGAGGCUAUUGUUCGUGCUCCAGACUGGGACUGGGGUCCUGGGGAACACCUUUCUUCUCUUAUCCUCCAUCUCCACAGCCUGGACCAGCCAGACACCCAGGCCCAUACACCUGAUCCUCACCAACCUGGCUGUGGCCAACUUCUUCUUUAUUCUCUUCAAGGGGAUCCCUCAGAUAAUACUUAUCUGGGGAAUAACAAACACCCUGGAAAAUAUGGGGUGUAAACUUGUCAAUCAUAUACACAGAACAGCCCGGGGCAUUUCUCUCUGCACUACUUGCCACUUGAGCAGUUUUCAGGCCAUCAUCAUCAGCCCUAGAACUAGGGGGUGGAUGAAACUCAAAGAUGCAGCUUUGAAGAAUAUUGGCUUCUCCUGCUUCCUCUGCUGGAUCUCCAACCUGCUAGUGAACAUAUUGGUUCCUUGGUAUAUAGAGGCCCUUCAGCAUGGCCACAAUGCUACUAAGACAUCGAAUUAUGGGCUCUGCUUUUCUACAAAUCCUGAAACAAGUUCUGCUGUAAAAUACACAGCUCUGUUGACUUUCCCAGAUAUUGUGUUCAAGGGGCUCAUGGCUGGGGCCAGUGUCUACAUGGUCCUUCUCCUACACAGACACCACCAGAGAGUGAGGCAUAUUCACACCCUCAGCACCUCCCACAGAUUCUCCCCUGAGGCAAAAGCCACUCAGACCAUCCUGCUUCUGGCAACCACCUUCAUUUUGUUUUACUUCAUCAAUUCUAUCCUUACUACGUAUAAUACUGUGUUUUUCAAAUCUCGCCUCUGGCUGCAACAUACGACCACUUUUCUAGCAGCGUGUUAUCCCACCCUCAGCCCCCUGAUACUGAUGCUUCGAGAUUCUUGA